This is a messenger RNA of Strigops habroptila (Kakapo), 1254 nucleotides long. It is a transcript of the gene PABPN1L, whose product is annotated as PABPN1 like, cytoplasmic. The transcript has 10 exons. The record is from RefSeq and is a predicted model, not a curated record. NCBI's taxonomy places the organism in Eukaryota, Metazoa, Chordata, Aves, Psittaciformes, Psittacidae. Bases 1 to 1254 code for a protein of 417 amino acids. Gene Ontology annotation, molecular function: RNA binding.
AUGGAUUUGGAAGAGGAAGAAGGAAAGGAAAGGAAAGCGAGCACCACCUCCUUCCCGGCCGAGGAGGCAGCCAAGGACGAUGCCGGUUAUUGUGUGUUUCUUGCACCAUUGUACAAAGCGCAGAGGACGGGAGUGCAAUACGGAAAGUCGCCCGGCUCCGAGAGGAGGGAAGCCCCGCGCGGGGCAGGAGUGCUGUACGCUAAUGUGAAUGUAAAUAGUGUUUUGCAGAGGUCCAAAAAGAUGAUGAUGAUGAUGAUAAUAAUAAUAAUGACGAUAGUGAUAAUAAUAAGAGACAUUUGCCAAAUAAAGGAUGAUGAGAACGCGCUGGAGGCUGUGGCGUGGGGGAGCGAGGCUGGCCGGAGGCGAGCAGCAGUCGUGUGCUCCGGCUCGAACCCGCGGACCCAGGAUCACGACUGGGCAGAGCCGCCUCUCCCGCCCAGCCGGCAAGGGGCGGGGCCUGGCGACGUGCCCUGCCCUGAUUGCGGGAGAUCCUCACGUGACGGCGCGCCGCGGAGUCCUCUCUUCCUGGACACUUCAGGGAUCUGGUGGCAGGACCCACUGUUCCUGGCAGCAAUGGAGGCAUCCUUGGAUGUGGCAGAGAUGGCAGCUCUGCAGAAGGCUGCAAAUGACAGCUCAGACUCAAGCCACCUGGAGGGGGACAGCACAAAGGAGGUGGCUGUGCAGAACCCAGAGCUGGAGGCCAUCAAAGCCAGAGUGCGGGAGAUGGAGAAAGAGGCUAAGUGGAUGAGGGAGCUGCAGAUGGAAGCUGAGAGCGGCUUUGCUGGGAACUUGGAGGCAGGUCUCUUCUCAAGGAAAAUCAAUGACAAGACAGAGGCUGACCAACGAUCCAUCUAUGUAGGCAACGUGGAUUAUGAGGCCACGGCAGAAGAGCUGGAGGUUUACUUCAGCAGCUGCGGGGAGAUCAACAGAGUCACCAUCCUCUGCGACAAGUUCUCGGGGCAUCCCAAAGGGUAUGCCUACAUUGAGUUUGAAGAGAAGAGCUCUAUGAAGGCUGCAAUGGAGCUGGACGAGAGCUUGUUCAAAGGCCGUGUCAUUAAGGUGCUGCCCAAGAGGACCAACACGUCAGGCAACAGCAUCACCGGCCGUGGGGGAUACCAGGGCCCCUUCCAAGCCUGGGGAGGGCUGGCCCAGUGGGAAGGCUACUAUGGAGGGCAGUACUCGAGGGUGCAAGGGAGGGAUCACGCAGAGCUGCUGCCUUGGUACGUACUAGAAAGGAUCGGGCUGCCCUGGUGA